CUGGCCCCUUCCCCCAGCCAGUUUGCAACUGCCCGUGGCAGGGAAGAGGUCCCUGUUCCUACACCAAGCUGUGAGACAUCCAAGUUUGGAAACCCCAGAACCAUGCAGGGUCUCGGGACCCUGUGUCUGCUGCUGACCACCUGCCUGGCUGCGAGGGCUGAGGAUACGCUAACACUACCAGACAUCCAGACUCAGGAGAACUUUGAUGAGUCCCGGAUGUAUGGAAAAUGGUUCAACCUGGUAGUGGGCUCCACCUGCCCAUGGCUAAGGCGGUAUAAGCACAAGCUGAGCGUGAGCACACUGGUGUUGCAAGAGGGGGCGACAGAAGCAGAGCUCAGCAUGACCAGCACCCAGUGGCGGAGAGGUGUGUGCGAGGAGGUCUCCGGGUCGUAUGAGAAGACAGACAUGGAUGGAAAGUACCUUUACCACAAAUCCAAAUGGAACAUAACUUUGGAAUCCUACGUGGUCCACACCAACUAUGACGAGUAUGCCAUUUUCCUUACCAAGAAGUCCAGCCACCGCCAUGGACCCACCAUCACUGCCAAGCUCUAUGGCCGGACGCCACAGCUGAGGGACAGUCUUCUGCAGGAGUUCAGGGAGGUAGCCCUGAGUGUGGGUAUCCCUGAGAACGCCAUUGUUGUUCUGGCUGACAGAGGGGAAUGCAUCCCUGGAGAUCGGGAGGUACAGCCCACUUCACAGCUGAGAGCCCGGCGGGCAGUGUUGCCCCAAGAAAGUGAGGGAUCAGGGGUUGAGCCAGUGGUAACUGGGAUCCUCAAGAAAGAAGAUUCCUGCCAGCUCAGCUACUCAGAAGGUCCCUGCCUAGGGAUGUAUCAGAGGUAUUACUACAAUGGCACUUCCAUGGCCUGUGAGACCUUCCAAUACGGGGGCUGCCUAGGCAAUGGCAACAACUUUAUCACAGAGAAGGAGUGUCUGCAGACAUGCCGGACGAUAGCGGCUUGCAAUCUCCCCAUAGUCCAAGGCCCCUGCCGAGGCUAUGCAGAGCUCUGGGCAUUUGAUGCAGAGCAAGGGAAGUGCAUCCAAUUCAUCUACGGGGGUUGCAAAGGCAACGGCAACAAGUUCUACUCUGAGAAGGAGUGCAAGGAAUACUGUGGAGUCCCUGGUGAUGGAGGAGCUAACACCAGCUGAAGAUGCCAGUCUACAAGCCACAGGGUAGCCACUGUCCAUCC
Molecule: messenger RNA, 1187 nt
Organism: Acomys russatus (golden spiny mouse)
Lineage: Eukaryota; Metazoa; Chordata; Mammalia; Rodentia; Muridae
Gene: Ambp
Product: alpha-1-microglobulin/bikunin precursor
Exons: 10
Coding region: 103-1146 (347 amino acids)
Cellular component (GO): plasma membrane; cell surface
Molecular function (GO): serine-type endopeptidase inhibitor activity
Source: RefSeq, a predicted model, not a curated record